AUGUAUUCUCUAUUAUUCAUUUUCGUACUCUUUUCUUGCUAUUAUUGUGCUGAUGAUUAUUAUUCCAAGGAAAGCACUAAGGAGUAUUGGCGACCUACAACCCCGUCUUACUGGGAGAAGAUCAAACCGACAACGUCCAAGGAUGAUAAGCAUCUCUUAAUACAGACGACAUAUGCUAAGCCAUACUACGUCACUGGAUUAUAUACGAUUCCGUAUUAUGUGUUUGGCGAAUUUGCAAAUGUCUACCAACGACCGCCAUUUGGAUAUCCCGACGUGAAUUAUUUUAAUUAUAACAUCAAGAAGCAGAAUAAAGAUAAACAAUAUGUACCAUCUUAUAAGGCGUAA
Molecule: messenger RNA, 345 nt
Organism: Pieris macdunnoughi
Lineage: Eukaryota; Metazoa; Arthropoda; Insecta; Lepidoptera; Pieridae
Source: the annotation of a GenBank genome assembly